AUGGAGAAUAAGGCUCAAGUAGAUGUUAUCUACACCGAUUUGAAGGCUGCUUUCGACAAGAUCGACCACAACAUCAUGUUGUCCAAAUUCUCGCUUCGGAGCAACAACCAAACUCACUUCGUGGCUUGUAUAGAUGGAACCACACUUCGAAGAGCUACGGAAUUUACUGAUCUUGGAGUUGUGUUGGAUCCAAAACUGACGUUCAACGCCAAUUAUACGUCGAUAAUUGCCAAGGCAAACCGCCAGCUGGGUUUCAUUUCGAAAAUUGCGAAGGACUUCACUGAUCCACACUGCUUGAAGUAUUUGUAUUGUGCGCUGGUGCGACAUAUCGUGGAAACUGCUUCUAUUGUCUGGACUCCGAAUAACAUUGUAUGGAACUUGAGAAUUGAACGUGUCCAACGGAGGUUUAUUCGAAUCGCCCUGCGUCAUUUACCGUGGCGUGAUCCACUUAAGGUGAUUAUAGAAUGA
Messenger RNA from Armigeres subalbatus, 468 nucleotides. RefSeq lists its product as uncharacterized. Lineage: Eukaryota; Metazoa; Arthropoda; Insecta; Diptera; Culicidae. Bases 1 to 468 code for a protein of 155 amino acids. The transcript has 2 exons. The record is from RefSeq and is a predicted model, not a curated record.